CAAAAGCCACCAUACCAUGCCUUCUGGUUCUUGACUCCCCAAACUCAAACAUCAAAUCCGAACUCUCUCUCUCACUUAUAUUCGCCAGAGAGACGUCAAACUCGAACACAAAAAUUCAGUCGUCUCUCUUCUACAUUUAUAAACUGAUAUGGCUCUUGCCGACAGACUCCAAUUUCUUUCUCCAUCUUUAUCUUCGAUUCAUUUCAGAAAACCCAACUCCAUAAACAUUCACCCCCUUUGCUCUUUACAUUAUGAUUCUUUUUUUACUUCUUAUUCCUCCCCGUUCACUGAGAAACACUCUAUUCAGAGGUACCAAAGGGACCAGUGGCUGUACAAGAACCAACUGGAGCAAAUUACAUCAUGCUCCUUCCCACCUGAUUCCCACUUAAAUAGGGAAAACAACAUAGCACUGCAAUUACCCGAGCUGAAGAAGCUGCUUCAGGUGCUGAGAGAGAAGAGAGAAAGUGAAGGAUGUAGUAAGGGGAAGUAUGGGCCAGGGAAUGUCUUUUUGGUGGGAACGGGGCCUGGGGACCCUGAGCUGUUGACACUUAAGGCUGUGAGAGUGAUUCAGAGUGCUGAUUUGCUCUUGUAUGAUCGGUUGGUGUCCAAUGACGUGUUGGAUUUGAUUGGCCCCGAUGCUAGGCUCCUCUAUGUCGGCAAGACUGCUGGUUACCAUAGUAGAACCCAGGAGGAAAUACACGAAUUGCUUCUGAGUUUUGCCGAAGCCGGAGCUACUGUUGUGAGACUUAAGGGAGGAGAUCCACUGGUGUUUGGGAGAGGUGGUGAGGAGAUGGAGUUUCUGCAACAGCAAGGGAUUCAAGUGAAAGUAAUACCAGGUAUCACUGCUGCUUCAGGAAUAGCAGCAGAGCUUGGAAUUCCAUUAACUCAACGAGGUGUUGCAAACAGUGUAAAAUUUCUCACUGGGCACGCAAGGAAAGGAGGAACAGAUCCUUUGUUUGUGGCAGAAAAUGCAGCUGACCCUGAUUCAACCUUGGUGGUUUAUAUGGGCUUAUCAACUUUCCCUUCUCUUUCCCUAAAGUUACUCCAUCAUGGUCUCCCCCCUUAUACACCCGCUGUUGCAGUUGAGCGAGGGACCACACCUCAACAACGCAUGGUAUCAUUUGGCCACGACGCAUUCAUUGGAUUGGCUAGCUUCAUUCCUCAAUCAUUAAACUGUGAAACCUCAAAGUAGACAUAUCUAAUAAAUACUGUAAUAGUGUAAUGCUGGUAGCACUCUACUUCUUGCACCCCGUUUCUAUUUUUUGUAUUCAAAUUUGUCAUCCAUGUUAGGGUGUAAGAAGCUCCCUGUGUACUUGGGCUUUACCUACUUCUAUGAAUAAAACUUCUUGAUUACCUAUCAAAAACAAAAAAAGUUAGGGUGUAAGAAGCUAAGGUGAAUAUUGUUCCAACAGCUAUAUGUUAUAGAUAAGGUGAUUUAAUGACUUCAAAGCCAUAGAUUUAUUGAUGAGGUUUCAGUUUCAGAAAUGGGAUCGCUAAACAUAAAAAUAAAUAACUGACCUCGGCUCUUAGUUGAACAAAAUUUUAUUAUUACUCUUUUUAACUUGUGUGUAUGAGUUUUAUAGUGUUUUUGCCCAGAAAUUGAUCUCGUAGAAGGAAAUAGUUGCUUAAGUUGCUAAGAAAAUUAUAAUAGAGUACACAAGAUAUUUAGUGUAUAAAACAACACUAGUUAACAUAUGUAGAGACCUUUUUUAUGCUUUCAGAAUCUGUUGCCCCCCUUCCUCGUGAUUUAUGAUACAUCGCUUGCUAGGUUCGUGAUGUUACAGUAUUGAUUUUCUACAUGUGUAAUAUACAUCAAUUUAAAUGAAAAUUACACUUUACACCAUUAAACUAUUACUUUUGCAAUUUGAUUGCCAAGCUAUCAAAGUUGUCAUUUUUUUCUCUAGCCACAGCUCCCCCUUGCAAUUUUCCUUCUCUUUUAAGAUCUAAUCAUUAAGACCAUAUCACUUCGC
Juglans regia (Persian walnut) is the source of this 1970-nucleotide messenger RNA. RefSeq names its product uroporphyrinogen-III C-methyltransferase. The record is from RefSeq and is a predicted model, not a curated record. The transcript is spliced from 5 exons. Gene Ontology annotation, molecular function: uroporphyrin-III C-methyltransferase activity. NCBI's taxonomy places the organism in Eukaryota, Viridiplantae, Streptophyta, Magnoliopsida, Fagales, Juglandaceae. Gene Ontology annotation, biological process: siroheme biosynthetic process. The coding region runs from base 149 to 1192 and encodes 347 amino acids.